Molecule: messenger RNA, 4071 nt
Organism: Brenthis ino (lesser marbled fritillary)
Lineage: Eukaryota; Metazoa; Arthropoda; Insecta; Lepidoptera; Nymphalidae
Source: the annotation of a GenBank genome assembly
AUGAACGAGUUGUUAUCAAGGUUAAAUAUGGGACCUCAAGGAUUUCAGUUCGCUAUUGACAGAGGAGGUACCUUCACAGAUGUCUACGCUAGGUGUCCAAAUGGAAAAGUGCGAGUUAUGAAAUUACUAUCAGUUGAUCCACAAAACUAUGAAGAUGCUCCAAGAGAAGCUAUUAGGAGAAUAUUACAAGAGGAAACGGGUAAUGCUCUUGAUGAUGAUGGCAAAGUCAACUCUUCUCUCAUAGAAUCAAUCAGGAUGGGGACAACAGUGGCCACAAAUGCAUUAUUGGAAAGGAAGGGCACUAAAAUGGCAUUGGUUAUAAAUAAAGGUUUUAAAGAUUUACUAUAUAUUGGUAACCAAGCUAGACCACACAUUUUUCAGCUUAACAUAAAGCGUCCUGGAGUUUUAUACACUGAAGUUGUAGAAGUAGAUUGUCGCGUGAUACCCGCACUAGACCAUUGUCAGAUCGACAAAUCGAAUUUAAAUUGGAAGGAAGUAUAUGGGACUACCGGUCAGAAAAUGCUGGUUACCAAAGACAUUGAUGAGGAAGCAGUGCGGAAAGAUCUGAAAGUAUUGAGAGAGAAAGGGAUAGAUAGCAUUGCGGUAGUUCUCGCACAUAGUUACACUUAUAGAGAACAUGAAAUAAAGAUUGGCAAGAUUGCUGAUGAUUUAGGUUUCAACCAAGUAUCGCUAUCUCACUCUGUCAUGUCAAUGAUAAGGAUGGUACCCCGGGGUUUCACAGCAUCAGCUGACGCAUAUCUCACUCCUCAUAUAAAAGAGUAUGUGAAAGGGUUCUCCGGUGGCUUCACUGAUGGAUUGAAAGGUUCCAAUGUACUGUUUAUGCAGUCUGAUGGAGGAUUGACUCCAAUGAAUUUAUUCAAUGGAUCUCGUGCUAUAUUAUCUGGGCCCGCUGGAGGGGUAGUGGGCUAUGCACUAACAUCUUAUCAAAAAGAGACAGGAUUACCUGUAAUAGGUUUCGAUAUGGGUGGAACUUCAACAGAUGUAUCGAGGUACGCUGGAGCGUUGGAACACGUGCACGAAGCCACUACUGCAGGAGUUACUAUACAGGCACCGCAAUUGGACAUAAACACAGUGGCAGCCGGUGGGGGCUCCAUGCUGAUGUUCCGGUCGGGGCUGUUCGUGGCGGGGCCGGAGUCCGCGGGGGCGGAGCCCGGCCCUGCCUGCUACAGGAAGGGCGGCCCGCUCACUGUUACUGAUGCUAAUUUAUUAUUGGGUCGUCUUCUACCAGAAUACUUCCCAAAAAUAUUUGGUCCCAACGAAAAUGAACCUUUAGAUAAAGAAGCGACCACUCAGGCCUUUAAGAAAUUGACAGAGGAAAUCAAUUGCUUCUUGAAACAAGAUGGCGGGAAAGAGAUGACUAUGGAAGAGGUCGCGAUGGGUUUCAUCAUCGUUGCUAACGAAGCAAUGUGUCGUCCUAUUAGAGCACUAACAACGUCCCGCGGGUACGAUUCACGCAAUCACGCAUUAGCGUGCUUCGGCGGCGCGGGCGGCCAGCACGCCUGUGCCGUCGCCAAGCAACUUGGGAUAUCCACUGUCCUCACACAUAAAUAUGCUGGUAUCCUCUCAGCGUAUGGCAUGGCGUUAGCUGAUGUAGUGCAGGAAGCUCAAGAGCCAAGUGCGGUCGAAUACAGCUCUAACAACUUUGACAAGUUAGAUGCCCAACUCGAUAAGUUGGCUGCUGUCUGUAGAGAAAAGUUGAGGGCUCAAGGUUUCAAAGACCCGCAAAUUGUGGUAGAACCGUACCUCCACAUGAGGUACGCGGGCACGGACUUCGCUCUCAUGGUGCCUCCCACCAAGGGAGAUAACGGCAUGAUACAUGGUGACUUUUAUACAUCGUUUAUUAACAGAUAUAGAAACGAAUUCGGUUUCACAUUGUCAAACAAAAUAUACGUAGACGAUGUCCGAAUCCGCGCCAUUGGAAAGAGUGAAGUGACAGAUGAAGUGGCGCCACCUAGUGGCAAAGGAACUAAACCUACUGUUGAAAAGGUUGUGAAGGUGUACUUCGAAGGUGGCUAUCAAGACACAGCGAUAUAUUUGUUGGAUAAAUUGCUUCCAGAACAAGAAAUCAAUGGACCGGCCAUUAUUAUGGAUAAACUGUCUACAAUACUUGUAGAACCUGGAUGUCUUGCAGAAAUAACUAAAUACGGUGACAUCCGCAUAACGAUGGGUGAAGGGAAGCCCAAGAUGGUGACUGCAGAUCUUGACUCAGUGCAAUUGAGUAUAUUUUCUCAUCGAUUCAUGUCCAUUGCUGAACAAAUGGGCAGGGUGCUCCAAAGAACAUCUAUAUCUGUGAACAUAAAGGAGCGCUUGGACUUCUCGUGCGCGCUGUUCGGUCCGGACGGCGGGCUGGUGUCCAACGCGCCGCACAUCCCCGUGCACCUCGGCGCCAUGCAGGAGACCGUGCAGUACCAGAUCAAAGUUCGUGGUGAUUCUCUAAAGGCAGGUGACGUGUUGUUGGCCAAUCAUCCCAAAGCAGGAGGCUCUCACUUGCCAGACCUUACUGUAAUCACUCCCGUGUUUCACAAAUCGAACACCAAACCGAUAUUCUUCGUGGCGUCCCGCGGCCAUCACGCCGACAUCGGCGGGCUGACGCCGGGCUCCAUGCCGCCGCACUCCACCGCGCUGGCGCAGGAGGGCGCCGCCUUCAGCUCCAUGCUGCUGGUGGAUGGCGGGAGCUUCCAGGAGGAUCUCUUGGUUGAGGAGCUCAUGAAACCAGGGAAAGUACCGGGAUGUUCUGGAACACGAAACUUAAGUGACAAUCUGUCAGAUUUGAAAGCCCAAGUUGCCGCAAACCAACGGGGAAUCCAAUUGGUAUCUGAACUGAUAGAAGAAUACAAUUUGGAUGUGGUCCAAGCGUACAUGGGACAUAUUCAAAAAAAUGCCGAAUUAGCUGUUAGAGACAUGUUAAAGGAAAUAGCAAAACAAGCCAUAGAGAAGACGGGAUCAGCAGUUCUCAAGGCGACGGAGUAUAUGGACAACGGCACUCCCAUAGUGCUAACAGUUACUCUGGAUGAGGCACUCGGCGGUGCUGUGUGUGAUUUUACAGGUACCGGCGUAGAGGUUUGGGGCAAUCUGAACGCACCACGAGCUAUCACUCUAUCCGCUUUAAUAUACUGCUUAAGGUGUAUGGUGGGAUACGACGUACCCUUGAAUCAGGGCUGUUUGAACCCAGUACAAGUGAUCAUACCACCAGGCUCUAUCCUAGACCCGUCGGACACCGCAGCAGUGGUCGGCGGCAACGUGCUCACAUCACAGCGGAUUGUUGACGUUGUGUUGAAAGCUUUUCAGGUGUGCGCGGCGUCCCAAGGCUGUAUGAACAAUUUGACUUUGGGAGAAGCGAACUGGGGCUAUUACGAGACCGUAGCGGGAGGCAGCGGUGCUGGUCCAGGCUGGCGGGGCGCGGGCGGCGUGCACACGCACAUGACCAACACGCGCAUCACCGAUAUAGAGAUAGUAGAGACCAGGUACCCGAUACUGGUCACCAAGUUCAUGCUGAGGGACGGUUCCGGGGGACGAGGUCAAUGGAAUGGCGGCGAUGGGUUAACAAGAGAGUUAGUGUUUAGAAGAACAGUCCAGCUCUCGGUCCUCACCGAACGUAGGGCCUUCCAGCCUUAUGGGAUGAAUGGUGGAGAACCGGGAGAAAGGGGUUUGAAUAUUCUUCAAAGAGCUGACGGUAGACUCAUCAACCUUGGAGGGAAGGCCUCUGUGGAAGCUUAUCCUGGGGAUAAGUACAUCAUGAAUUCGCCAAGCGGAGGAGGCUACGGGCGUUCGGACUCCAUACAAGCGCUCACACAACAAGAUAAAACAUAUAGUGAAUUCAUUGAACGUGGUAGCGUGUUCGAAUACAGAAGUGCUCAAGAGCAAUCUCUUAGUAAACUGCACAAGACAAUGAUGUUCUCCCGACCGAUUCCGGCCACGGCGGCCAAUCUCAUUGAGACUAGCCAACUGCGCAGGAGAUAUUAUAGUGCACAAGUGUACGCGCAGACACAACGUGCACUCUCUAUUCCUGUCACUCUCAUACUCCGGUGGGACGACGCGAGACACGACCAG